UCCUGAGGUUCGCUCGGUGCCUGCAGAGUCACGGCAGGCUGGAUGUGGGCCACCUCGAGCCUCCGCCUGCAGCCUGAUCGUCUUCUGUGGGGUUUCCUGUCCUGAGGAGGAUCGCAGGACUGCAGACCGCCUUUAACAAGCAGCGCACCGGGCCUCGGUCUCCUCCGCCAUGGGGAACCACGGCUCGACCCUGGACGACAUCCUGGCAGAGGACAUGCACCACUGGUACAACAAGUUCAUGAAGGAGUCUCCGUCAGGCCUCAUCACGCUGUUCGAGCUGAAGGCCAUACUCAACCUGAAGGGCAUGAACGAGGACGCCAACCGCUACGUGGAGCAGGUCUUCUUCACCUUCGACAUGGACGGGGAUGGCUACAUUAACUUUGUGGAGUACAUCGCAGCCAUCAGCCUGAUGCUGAAGGGAGAAAUCAACCAGAAACUGAAGUGGUACUUCAAACUGUUCGACCAGGACGGCAACGGAAAGAUCGACAAGGAAGAGCUGGAGACCAUCUUCACGGCCAUCCAAGACAUCACACGGAACAAAGACAUCGACCCCGAGGAAAUCGUCUCGCUCAUAUUUGAGAGGAUUGAUGUGAAAGGAGAAGGUGAGCUGACCCUGGAGGAGUUCAUCGAGGGAGCCAAAGACCAUGAAGAUAUCAUGGACAUGCUGAAGACCCUGAUGGACCUGACGCCGGUCUUACUGAUCAUUAUUGAGGGCCGGACGGGGAACAACCAAUGAGAGAAACGUGGAAGCAGUGAGCUGUGAUUGGCCGUUUGGACAGGUUUAACAUUACAGAGAGGAAGCCUGGCUGAUUUUCAUGUGAAGAAGGUCACGAUGGACUCUGUGAGCUGCAUCUGCCAACCCCCUCCUGCUGUAGGUCCCCCUGGACCAGGAGUUUGUGGUGCCACCAAGUCUUUCUCUUGUAUGUGCUAUAUGUAUGGAACCAACACCACUGCAGUGGGAACAAGGUCUUCAUAUUCCUUUGCCAUAGAGAACCUCAUUUCAUCCAACAUUUUGCUAAUUUCUGCUUCAACUAUUUAGAAAAUGUGUCGCACUGACGCUGGACUGAGAAUCAGAAAGUUGAGAUACCUGAGGUUGAGUUUUAACAGCAGCAUUAAUAAAAACUACUACCAAUAAUAAUAAUAAUAAUGAUAAUAACUAAUAGUAAUAAUUCUUCUAAUUACUACGAGCUUUCAGAAAAACUUUAAAUCUUUUCAACAUCUCAACAUCAAAGAUUUUCGCCCCAGAUUUAUUCAUCUGACUUUGAUCUAUACGAAAAGCAUCAAGCUACACUUUCUGCAAACAAACAGUCCAUCAAUACUGAGACCGAAGCACAUUAAAAGGACCUGAACUGUGGCUAUGCAUCCAUGUCUGAGAAUACUGCUACAGCGAUUUGUGUGCUAAUAGUUUUUGUAAUACUGAGACAGUGAUUUGGAGAAGGUGCUGUCUCUGUGAGCCGGGAGAUUACCGUACAGCUGAUCCUCUUAAUGCUGCCAAAGGAUCUGAUUCUUCCUCUGGAGGAGGCUUCAUCAUCUUUAACCCCCACACAGGUUCAUGUCUUUGAGGACAAAACUAAAUGUUUCAAACACAUCCUGCAGCCGUGAUGUGUUUAACACACAGUCUGUGGGGUCGAUAAAUCCACUUUCCAUAUCAGAGCGAAGCGGUGCAUUCAGGGACCAAAGCUGCUCCAUCAGCUCAAUUGGCAGCAGGCCAGUCCAAAGGUCCACUCGGGUCAGGCCGGACCAAACUGGGGCGCCUGAGGGCAGAACAACCUAUCAUCUCACUCACAGUGGAGGACUAAGCACAUUUACUCAAGUACUAUGCUUGACCUCAUUUGUAUGCCACUAUCUACUGCUCUGCUUCUCAGAGAGAAGCUUUGUACUCCUCCCAGUGAACCAAGCUAACACAUCAAAGCCUCAACAUGAUAUUAAUGAAGAUGUGAGCACCCGCACACUUCCUCAGAUUUAGUGAAAGAGACCAAAAGAGGACUCAAUGAAAUUGUGCUUUUUGAAUGAGAAUUAGAAAUGGCAUCUAGUGGCCAUUGUUGGAAUUGCACUUUUAUUCAUUCCUGCACUGGUUUCAGUAGCACUACCUACAGAUGAAACAACUUUUUACCCACUGAUCACUUUCUUCUGAAUCUACUGAAAGGUUCAGCAGGUUUAUGUAGAUGACUGUCCUGCUGUCUUCAGUUAAACGUAGUGAACAGGUGCACAUUUCCACCAUUUUGGAGUGGAAUUAUUAUACCUGAGGAUGUGUCAUUAAUGAAGGGUGGAGGACAGUUAAACAGAGGAAUCUCAAAUAUACAACAUAUCCAAUGAUUUUAUCACCGUUAUGAAAACCGUAUAUCAAAAACAAGUUUUCUGGUCAUUUCAGGAGAAAAAACCUUUGGGGUAGAGUAGAGUUUAAACAGGAAGACAUCUGCUGUAUAGACUGUACAGUGUUGUAAGGUAUGAGAGGUCCUGUGUCCCGGACAAGCCCCCAAACAUGUUAUAACUUCAAAUUCAAAGGCACACGGAAAACCUAAUAUGAGUUGUCACCAUGCUGCUGCUGUUAUAUUAAUGAAAAUAAAGUUACUUUCAAAGGAAAAACAGAUAAACAAAAGACAAAGAAGGCUGUGAACCAACCAUCUGCUUCCUAUCUAACCAAAAACUGAAGACUGUGGGUAACUCCCAGCUCAACUCAUAAUACAGAGAACUACAAAAGCAACAAAACGUAACGCCAGUGAGGGAGGAUGACUAAGACGCUAACUGCCAACCUUCAUGCUCCGCCUUCCCUGGCUUCAUAUCUGUGUGGUGGUUCAUCUGCAGCUAGUCAGCACUAAUAAUAAAUCAAAGAGAAGAGAGCAGGUUAAUGAGAAGGAUUAGGUAUAAUAACAGGAUGAUGGACAUGUCAGCACACUGAGUAACGUUAGCGUAAAUUAAGAGUAUCCAUCCACAGGAUACACACCAACAGCAGGCGUUUAGAUGAAGUUUGCAUUCACCUACGUGUGAAAAAUAAAUCAGACAUAAGCAAAAUUUGGGAAAAGGGGAAAAAAACCAGAGGUGGCUGCAUACACAGUCUACAAGAUAUCGAUCAUAACCUUUUUAUCGAUUUUUGCAAAACACGGUCGGCAUAAUGAUCAGCUCAGCUGCACGAAUCAGGAGGGUUUUUUUUAUAAACCACUUUUUCCACUGCACCCUCUAGUGGACUCUCACAGCAAUACAUAUGCUAUAAGUUUAAAGGCCAAGCACACUACCGGCCUAGUUUUGCGCGACAGGUCGCUCGAUUGAAUGUUUUAAAUGUUUUUAUUUUUACAAGGUGACAUGUGUGACCACGUCAGGAGGGUCUGAGGAUGUCUGGCUAAGCUAACAGGUCCUACUGUGCAACAGAUUUUUAUGGUGAAAAUGUGUCCUGUAAAAUCUUCAGUCCUAACCACUCACGUAUUGUGCUGCCUUAUCAAUAAAGCUUUUAAGCAAUCUGUGUGCUUUUCAUUUAGCCCCAUUAAAGAAUGUAUAAAAA
This is a messenger RNA of Pundamilia nyererei, 3496 nucleotides long. It is a transcript of the gene guca1d, whose product is annotated as guanylate cyclase activator 1d. The transcript is spliced from 4 exons. Bases 170 to 736 code for a protein of 188 amino acids. Lineage: Eukaryota; Metazoa; Chordata; Actinopteri; Cichliformes; Cichlidae. Gene Ontology annotation, molecular function: calcium sensitive guanylate cyclase activator activity; calcium ion binding. The record is from RefSeq and is a predicted model, not a curated record.